ACAACUUUACUCAAACCACUGCUACAUUAGUCUCAGAGUUCAUCUGGAAAUUAAUCAAUUAUUCCUUUUUAAUGGCGCAAAGCAUCUCAAAUUCUUCGAAUAUCGAUCCACGCAGCGGAUUUUGCGGAGCGGAUUCCACCUUCUACAGCAAGCGCACCCCAAUUCCUCUCCCCUCCAAUGAAUCGCUCGACGUCACCACCUUCAUCUCCUCCCGCGCCCACCGCGGCAAGGUCGCCUUCAUCGACGCCGCCACCGGCCGCCGCCUCACCUUCGCCGACGUGUGGCGUGCGGUUGACGCCGUAUCCACCUCCCUCUCCGCCGAAUUCGGCAUCCGCAAAGGCCACGUCAUCCUCCUCCUCACACCUAACUCGAUCUACUUCCCCAUCGUCUGCCUCGCCGUCAUGUCCCUCGGCGCCGUCAUCACCACCACCAACCCCCUCAACACUCCCCGUGAAAUCGGGAAACAGAUCUCCGAUUCGAAGCCGGUGCUCGCCUUCACCGUUCCGGAGCUUCUCCCCAAACUCGCCGGUUCAAAUCUCCCAAUCAUCCUCCUCGGAUCGGAUAGUUGUACCCCGAGCAGCAAGAGUAGUACCGAGUUAAGAAUCGUCGCGUCAAUUGAGGAAAUGAUGAAAAAGGAACCGAGUCAGAGCCGAGUCAAGGAGAGAGUCCACCAGGACGACACGGCGACGCUUCUCUACUCCUCCGGCACAACCGGCGCCAGCAAAGGCGUCGUUUCGUCGCACAGGAACCUAAUUGCAAUGGUCCAAACAGUGGUGAAUCGGUUCAAAUUAGACGACGAAAAUCAAACCUUCAUCUGCACGGUUCCGAUGUUCCACAUCUACGGAUUAGUAGCCUUCGCCACCGGCCUGAUCGCCUCCGGUUCGACCGUCGUAAUCCUUUCCAAAUUCGAGAUGGAUGAAAUGCUGAUGGCGAUUCAGAAAUUCUCCGCCACCUAUCUGCCUCUAGUUCCGCCGAUUCUAGUGGCGAUGGUCAACAACGCCGAUAUCAUCAGAAAAAAGUACGAUUUCAGCAGCCUGCACUCCGUCCUCUCCGGCGGCGCACCGCUGAGUAAGGAAGUGAUAGAGGGGUUCUCGGAGAAGUACCCGAACGUGACGAUUUUGCAGGGCUAUGGACUCACUGAGUCGACCGGGAUCGGAGCUUCGACGGACUCGCUGGAGGAGAGCCGGAAAUAUGGAACGGCGGGGCUGCUAUCGCCGAACAUGGCGGCGAAGAUCGUCGAUCCGGAGACUGGGGAGGCGUUAUCCGUGAACCAGACCGGUGAGCUUUGGCUGAAGGGCCCCUCCAUUAUGAAAGGAUAUUUUAGCAAUGAAGAGGCCACAGCUUCGACUCUGGAUUCGGAAGGGUGGUUGAGAACUGGUGAUUUGUGCUACAUUGACGAGGAUGGAUUUAUCUUUGUGGUGGACAGGUUAAAAGAGCUCAUCAAGUACAAGGGUUAUCAAGUACCUCCUGCAGAAUUGGAGGCUUUGCUACUCACUCACCCGGAAAUCUCUGAUGCUGCUGUUAUACCGUUCCCAGAUAAAGAUGUUGGACAAUUUCCGAUGGCGUACGUCGUACGCAAAGCGGGAAGUGCAAUAUCAGAGAGUGGAGUGAUGGAUUUCAUCGCGAAGCAGGUAGCUCCAUACAAGAGAAUUCGACGUGUGGCAUUUGUGGCUUCCGUCCCGAAAAACCCUUCUGGCAAGAUACUCAGGAAGGAUUUGAUCAAGCUUGCUCUCUCUAAGAUAUAACGAGCUGUAUGUAUAUAUAUAAGUUCCUCUGUCUCUCCUUUUCUCUUCUAUAGCAGUCUUGUAUUGAUAGUUACAAACGACUACGAAAAACUACGAGAUAUUAAAAAAAGAAAAAGAGGGGAGUUUGAUUGUAUCGAACCUCGUUUCUUGUCAACAAGACUGCAUAUUGUUGCCUACUCCUACCAUCAUUAUACGGAAAUCUCCUCGGUAAAUUUAAGAAUGGAGUGCAUCAAUUGUUUCUCGCACGGAACUAAUAAAGGGCCGUGCACUGUCAAUCCGUACUCCUCUUCAGCCAUUUCUAGCAGCACUCUGAAAAUGGGGUGAUUUAGAUAGCACAGAGGUACGGUGAACCGGUUGUUGUCGUUUGAGUAGACCACGAAAUGGCCUCGUCUUUUCCAUUUUUCGAUUAUCUUGCUCAGCUUCUUGGAGCUCCCUUUCAUGGGAUUUAGCAUCAAAAUUCUUUUUUUUUUUCUUGGCCUUUAGAGCUAUUGUUUAUAAAAAUGAUUGAUAGUUUUUUUGGUGCUGAUAAA
Messenger RNA from Erythranthe guttata (spotted monkey flower), 2275 nucleotides. RefSeq names its product putative CoA ligase CCL5. Gene Ontology annotation, molecular function: CoA-ligase activity. Gene Ontology annotation, cellular component: peroxisome. The record is from RefSeq and is a predicted model, not a curated record. Lineage: Eukaryota; Viridiplantae; Streptophyta; Magnoliopsida; Lamiales; Phrymaceae.